Molecule: messenger RNA, 1384 nt
Organism: Phodopus roborovskii (desert hamster)
Lineage: Eukaryota; Metazoa; Chordata; Mammalia; Rodentia; Cricetidae
Gene: Dcun1d3
Product: defective in cullin neddylation 1 domain containing 3
Exons: 4
Coding region: 337-1251 (304 amino acids)
Biological process (GO): positive regulation of ubiquitin-protein transferase activity; protein neddylation
Cellular component (GO): ubiquitin ligase complex
Molecular function (GO): ubiquitin-like protein binding; cullin family protein binding; ubiquitin conjugating enzyme binding
Source: RefSeq, a predicted model, not a curated record
UUUGGGGCGGCCGCCGCCGGUGGGCCGCAGAUGAGGAGGAGGCGGCGGCCGCGGUGGCAGAAAAGGCGGCGGCGGCGGGGGUAGGGAGCCUGGAAACGCAAGCGGGGAUGGUAGGUGGUUUGGACCCGCCGGGCCGCCGUCGUUUCCAGACAGGGUUUGACUGGAGGAACCUCUGGAGCAGCUGUCUCAGUGUGGGUUGGUCUCCACUGUGGAUCAGCUCAGCAGUCAAGAAUUGGCUGGCUCCUCUAACUGAUGGCAUGUUGAAGUACAUGGGCCAGCAGCAGCGAGGGCAUCUGAUCCAGAGGGGGCCACUCUAGAGGCCAGGCCACCACCACCAUGGGCCAGUGUGUCACCAAGUGCAAGAAUCCUUCAUCAACCUUGGGCAGCAAGAAUGGAGACCGGGACCCCAGCAGCAAGUCACACAGCAGGCGGGGAGCUGGCCACCGUGAGGAACAGGUGCCACCUUGUGGCAAACCAGCUGGGGAUAUCCUUGUCAAUGGGACCAAGAAAGCAGAGGCUACCACUGAAGCUUGCCAGCUGCCAACAUCUUCUGGAGAUGCUGGGAGGGAGUCCAAGGCCAAUGCUGAGGAGUCUUCCUUGCAGAGGUUGGAAGAACUGUUCAGGCGCUACAAGGACGAGCGGGAGGAUGCAAUCUUGGAGGAAGGCAUGGAGCGCUUUUGCAAUGACCUAUGUGUUGAUCCUACGGAAUUUCGAGUGCUGCUCUUGGCUUGGAAGUUCCAGGCUGCUACCAUGUGCAAAUUCACCAGGAAGGAGUUUUUUGAUGGCUGUAAAGCAAUAAGUGCAGACAGCAUUGAUGGGAUCUGUGCACGGUUCCCUAGCCUCUUAAUAGAAGCCAAACAAGAAGAUAAAUUCAAGGAUCUCUACCGGUUUACAUUUCAGUUUGGCCUGGACUCUGAAGAAGGGCAGCGAUCACUGCAUCGUGAAAUAGCCAUUGCCCUGUGGAAACUAGUAUUUACCCAGAACAACCCUCCUGUAUUGGACCAAUGGCUAAAUUUCCUAACAGAGAACCCUUCGGGAAUCAAGGGCAUCUCCCGGGACACUUGGAACAUGUUUCUUAACUUCACUCAGGUGAUUGGCCCCGACCUCAGCAACUACAGUGAAGAUGAGGCCUGGCCGAGUCUCUUUGAUACCUUUGUGGAGUGGGAAAUGGAGAGAAGGAAAAGAGAUGCAGAAGGGAGAGGUGCACUCAGCUCAGGGCCCGAAGGCUUGUGUCCAGAGGAGCAGCACUGAGGAUCUGCCUGCUGCCCUGCAGCCAAGUGAGGAAUUGGACCUUUCUGGAAAUUACUGAAGAUCCGGAUAUUUUCUACUUUACACCUUUCUCUGCCUUGUAUUUGAAAGGGCUCUAAAAUGCUGUAUCAUGUUU